Molecule: messenger RNA, 7860 nt
Organism: Synchiropus splendidus (mandarinfish)
Lineage: Eukaryota; Metazoa; Chordata; Actinopteri; Syngnathiformes; Callionymidae
Gene: gse1b
Product: Gse1 coiled-coil protein b
Exons: 17
Coding region: 227-6349 (2040 amino acids)
Source: RefSeq, a predicted model, not a curated record
GAGAGUUCGCAGUCAAACUUUGUGAGGCAAGUUCCCGGGUUUCUGUGUCCCACCGUGGACUCCCACCGUGAACAUGCGGACGGCUCGCAGCCUGGAAGUGGAGAACCGGAGCCGCUUUCUGCGCCUUUUCAGCGGACUUUUGCUGGGACUUGUGAAUUAAACGCACCUGGGGAUCCGUGACGACACCCGUCAAGGCAUGUAGUCCGCGCUCGCGUGUUCUGCGACCAUGAAUUCCGCGUGUGACAAGGACCUUCUGUCGCGGAAGCACCGACUCAUGGCAGCGGCUGUGGCCGGCGAGCAGAGCCCCCUGCCCGGCCAAACUUCCCGGAGCGACCGCAACGGACUGGCGGGGCUGGUUCACUGUUUCAUCUGCGGGAGCGGGGUGACAGCGGGGAAGGAGCUGCGAUUACAGGUCACUUAUCAGAGAGAGAGGUUCCCCUUCUUCCCGUUUUUACAGAACCAAGAGGCAGCGCCGGGGGCGAGCGAGGUGAGCGCCGACGGCCACGCGCUGGUGUGCGCCGUGUGCCACUGCUUCCUCACCGAGCAGUGGAACUGCUUCGAGAGGAGCAGGACGCCCGUGGAGAAGCGCAUGUACUGGCUCAAACGGCCGCACCAGUGCGACUCCCGCCGGGUCCCGCAGGAGUGGAACAUCUCCUAUGACCUGGAGAGAAGGAUCCGAAUCGACGGAGGCGCCGAGUCGGAUUCCUCCUCCUACUCGGACAACAUGUCAGAGCCCGAGAUGGAUGUGGUGGGGAAGUGUGUGAAAGCGCCUGGGAAGAGAGACAGUAGCCGGAAAAACAAUGUCAUCAGUGUUAAAAACAGCCCAGACUCCCAGGGGGCCAUCCGCUACCCGGGGGGCGUCUAUGGAACUCAGGGGUCGCCGAAGGCGGACAAACGUGGUGCUAAACUGAUGAAUAACGUCUGUCAAACAUCGGAACCUCUGGCGAAGAACCAGGAGCGAGUCCUCCAGGGAUGUGAUGACAGUCCCCUCGCUGACGCACCUGCGCGGGACAAUGGAGUUACGGUGCGCAACAGGCGGUGGGCGGAGGAGGGUCCAGUCAGCUGUGGCUCCUCCAGGCAGGCGCCACCUUUCCACAGAGAGGGCGAGCGCCACCCCAACCCUGCGUUGUCAUCCUCAGCCAGCCGUCAGAGGGAAACCCACUCUGAUGAAGAGGAGGUGAACAGCACUGGUGUAGAUCCAUCAUCUGUCACUCAGCAGCGUCUCAACUCCAGCGCUGAGAGUUGCGUCUGCUUCAUCUGCGGAUCCAGCCUCAGACAUGACGGAGGCUAUAAAGUCAGUGUUCAGAAGCAAGAAAGAGCGCAGGGGGAGCCCUUCUUCCCCUUCCUGUGGCUUCACUCCCCUCCCCCCGGCGCCAUGCCCAUCAGCCCGGCAGGUACCACCCUGGUGUGUGGCAGCUGUCACACCUCUCUGCUGCAGCAGUGGCAGAGCUUCCAGCUCGCGGACGUGCCAGUUCUCCAGCGUCUGUAUGUGGUCCCCCUGAACCAGUCUCCUGCGGCGUUACGUCCGUCACAGGAGGGGAAACCUCCGGAGCAGAUGCAGCGCGUGCCUGUCAAUGACCACGAAGCCUGUUUCCUCUGUGGCCAGGACUGUGCUGGAGACGUCAAGGUGGCAUAUGCCGAGGCUGGGGUCGGCAAGUCGCGCGGUGCCAUGUACUUUCCCUUCAUCAACAUGCUACCUUGCCCACCUCAGGCCCAGGGCUUGAAGAACGGACGCGUACACUGCUGCAGCAAGUGCCAUUCGAUCCUUGAGGAGAUCUGGAGUGCGUAUCGCCUCUGCCUCAGCGAAGAUCUGAUCACUUCUAUUAGCUCCUUUCUGAUCAGGUACCACGCCGUGACCGCCCUGGAGGGGUCCCGGCAAGGCCACUCCCAGGCAGGUGUCUCCUCGCGGCCUGGUGGGUCCACGUCCGUGUGCUACUUGUGUGGAGCUGACCUUAGUGCUGGAGGAGAGUGUCAGCUUCAUGUCAAUCCACCAGGCCGCUGCGGGGAGAGGGAGCCCUUCUUCCCCUUUCUGACAAUCCACCCACCUGCUCCCGGUGCUAAGCCAGUUGAUGCGACUGGCUUGGUGUCGGCCUGCACGCUCUGUUAUCACGACCUGCUCUCUCAGUGGGCGCAGCAUCAAAGCAGAGGCGUCAUCUCCUCAGCACCUUCUGCAGCGGGCUCGCUCAGCUCCAACCCCCAGCUGCCGAGUUCCCCAUGGGCCAGGCAGUACAACUGCGAGGGGUUUGCGUGCUUCUUCUGCAGGCAGGAGCAGCGCAGGCUGGGUCGGCUGUGCUCAGUCACUGUGGCCCGGUUACCCGUCUUCCUCUACGCCCCUCGCAGCUCGCGCACGCUCAUGGUGGAUGAUGGACGGAAGCUGGUCAUCGGUUCAUGUAUGGAAUGUAAAGCCAUGGUGCAGGUGGGACAGAACAUGCAGCAGGACAAUCCCACACGAUUUGUUUCAUCGGACCUGGAGAGAAAAGAACAUCACAAGGACUCAUCUCAGCAGAGAAAGGCUGCUGUGGUUGAAGGUUCGUCUCCCGUCAGCCAAGAAGUGAAAGGUGCUCCAGCCGCUUUGCAACCUGCAGCGGAACCAAUUCCAUCUCAGCCUUUGACCUCAGACGCAGAGAAAGGUGAUCACCCAUGUGCCAGCAUGAGCCAUGAGCCAAAGUCACCAUCCCUAGGAAUGAUCUCGACAGCGACACGGACCACGGCGACGGUCAGCCCUCUCACUCCAUCACCGCUCAACGGCUCAAUCGUAGCCAAUGGAAGUCCGGCAAACCAGUCGGCUCACUCUGGAUUCGCCGCUGCUCUACGUAAACUGGCAAAGCAGGCAGAAGAACCGCGAGCUGCGUCCUCCAUCAGCAGUGAAUCUUCUCCCGUGUCUUCGCCAGCCACCAACCACAGCUCUCCGGUCAGCACACCCAAGAGAGGUCCACUUGGUCCGGGGUCUGUCCUGGUUCCCCCGGUGGGCCACAGCGUGCCAAACACUCCACCGGUAGUCACCAUUGCUCCCACCAAGACCAGCAACGGCCUGUGGAGGACAGAGGGACGCCAGGCUGACUCAGGGCCUCGAGGGGCCAGCAGGGAACGUCUGGGUGGAGAGGGGACCCUCCCACAGGAGAAGGGUGGCCCCUCUGUCCCUGCUCAUCUCCUGGGAAACCCCUAUGCCUUCGGUCUCGCCCCCAGUGCUGUCAUGCAGGAUUCACGAUUCCAGCAUCUCAAUCUCUCCAGACAGUUGCCGGGCGCUGUCCCGCCGGGCCACGUGCCAGAAGAGUACCUCCGUGGGUUCAGGCCUUACGCCACGACCGAGGAUGCCCUGCGGAUGCCCUCCUUGCCGCUGGGCCUUGAUCCGGCCACAGCAGCUGCAGCAGCCGCGGCGUACUACCAUCCCAGCUAUCUGCCGCACCCGUCCUUCACGCCGUACAGGAUGGAUGAUCCGUUCUGCCUCUCUGCCAUGAGGUCACCUUUCUAUCCGCUGCCAGGAGGGGGAGCUUUACCUCCCAUUCACCCCUCUGCAGUCCACAUGCACCUACCAGGUGUCCGCUUUCCUGGCGACUUCACGCACCCGUCUUUGUCCGCUCUGCAGUCUGAAAGGCUCCAGCUGGAGGAUGAGCUGCGGCAGCGUGAGAGGGAGCGAGAGCGAGAACGGGAGCGGGAAAAGGAAAGGGAGCGCGAGGCUGAGAGAGAAAAAGAAAGGGAGCGUGAACGAGAGAGAGAAAGAGAGCGCGAGAGGGAGCUUGAGAGGGAGCGAGAGCGGGAAAGAGAACGGGAGAGAGAACGGGAGAAGGAGAGAGAAAGAGAGAAGGAGCUGGAGAGGCAGAAGGAGCGAGCUCAGAGGGAGAAAGAGUUGCAGGCAUCCAAGGCCAUGGAGAGCCUCUAUCUGGCUGAGCUCCAUGCCAUGAGGGGUCAGGAGGACCGGAACAAGCCUGAGAGACUCACACCAAACCGGGCUGAUAAGACCAAAGAGCCCGCCCUCCCUGCUCCCAAACCUGUCCCACCCGGACACCACUCCGCCAUUGUACAAUCGCACCACGCGAUCCCGGGUCUGAUCUCGGGCCACGGCCUUUACAUGGGACCCAGCACUGUUGGCGCCGGUCUCCCGUCGUCGCUGUUGGCUCAGAGGGCCAACGAGGAGGAGAGAUGGUUGGCACGGCAAAGGAAGCUGCGUCAAGAGAAAGAAGACCGUCAGUACCAGGUGUCGGAAUUCCGCCAGCAGGUUCUGGAGCAGCACCUGGAUUUAGGACGGAGCUCUGACGUGCCCGAUCACAGGACGGACUCCAACAGGCAAAACCAUCAUGAUCCAGGCAGUCGUGACGUCCAUCCUCACCUGGGGGCCCCGCCCCCACUCAUUUCCCCGAAACCUCAGCAGCCACAACGCGAUCACCACCACCCGCCUCCGCCCACCACCCUCUGGAACCCUGCGUCCCUCAUCGAAACCACCUCCGAGUCCAAGCGCAACCACGAGCCCUCAGGGAUGGGACACUACGAGCUGAGUCGGCUGGCCAUGGGCCCCUCCAAGUUCGAGGAUGGGCUCAGGAGGAGGGAGGGGGCCCUGUUGGAGAAGUUCCCCCAGCAGAGAGGACCUGCGGGCAUCUCCGAAUCCAGCACGUUCCUGGCUGACCUGGAGAAGUCCACUCACUCCUUCUUCAACCAGCACAGGUCGUCACUGUCUCUUAGCAGCCAGUACGAGCUGGACGGCGCCAUGAAGAGCAACUCGGGACUGAAGAGCCACAGCCGGCACGCACAAGGGGGCGGGGUCGUUCUGGGGUCGGGGAUGGGACAGGUGGCCUCACUGGGAACGGCUCCAGACACGACCUUGAUCUAUGACGAAGUCCUACAGCAGCACCGAAGGCCGGUCAGCAAGCUGGACCUGGAGGAGAAGAGGAAGCGGGAGGCCCGGGAGAAAGGUUACUACUACGAGCUGGACGACUCGUAUGAUGAAAGCGACGAGGAAGAAGUGCGGGCACAUCUCAGGAGAGUGGCAGAGCAGCCGCCCCUCAAGCUGGACGAGUCCACCGAGAAACUGGACUUCCUGGGUAUGUUUGGCUUGACCACUGUCAGUCGACGGGAUGAGCUGGUGCAGCAGAAGAGAAGGAAGCGGAGGAGGCUGCUGCGAGAGCGCAGCCCGUCGCCGUCUUCCUCCCAAUCCAAACGCACACCUCCCCCUCCUCAACUGAGCACCCGCUUUACUCCUGAAGAGAUGGACCGAGCGCCCGAGCUGGAGGACAAGAAGCGCUUCCUCACCACUUUCAGGCUGUCACACGUCAGUCUGCAGCAGCGGAGAGAUAAUGAGCGGGUGGUGGAGCUGCUGCAGGCCAUCAAAGAGAAGAGCGUAACCUUGGAUACCAUCAGACAUGCCCCUCAUCCGCUGUGUAAAACCCCUCCGGCGCAGAUCACUGAUUCAGCGUUAUCCCAGCCUCCCUCCGAAACCGAAGAUCACCCCGGUGUCAGACCACAGAGCCCCUCCUCACGCCGCUCGUCGUCCCCCAUUGGCCAUCACAAACCCCUCGGGGAGACAUUAAGACCAAAGGAACCCCCAUCACCAGCUGUCCACCCAGACAAGGCCCGGGGGCCCGGUGAGGGACACGUCUCCAAGAGGAGCUCCAGCCUGCUGAACAGCUUGCGGCCCCCGCUCCCUCUACCGGCUAAAGAGGGUCCUCACAGCGUGAACGGACGCACCAAAGCUUGGGACAGUUUCACCCCGGAGGAAUUCGCCCAGCAGUUCCACGAGUCUGUGCUGCAGUCCACCCAGAAGGCUCUGCAGAAACACAAAGGUGGAGCCUCGGGCAUGUCGGAGACUCCACAGGAGUCCUCUGUCCACUACAACAUUCCAGAGCUCCAGAGCGCCCCCGGGAGGCCGCCACACUCCCAGUCCCAGUUGAACACACACACUUUCCCUGCUCCACUCACACACACACAUCCUCAGCCCAACGGGCAGCACUUCCCUGUUCCGCCACACCGGGAAGCCUCAGGGACGAGGGACGACCUGUCGGGUCCAGAUGGGGACGAAGACGAAGAGGAGGAUGAGGAAGAGGAGACCCCCAGUUCCAAGUGGCAGGGGAUCGAAUCAAUAUUUGAAGCUUAUCAGGAAUUUGUGGAAGAGCAAAGUUUGGAGCGACAAGUGUUGCAGAGUCAAUGUCGAAGACUAGAAGCUCAAAACUACAACCUCAGUUUGACCGCGGAGCAGCUGUCACACAACAUGGGGGAGCUGAUGUCGCAGAGACAGAAACUGGCAGCGGAGAGAGAGAAGCUCCAGGCGGAGCUGGAGCACUUCAGGAAAUGCUUGACGCUGCCCCAGGCGCACUGGCCCAGAGGCACUGGCCACUACAAGGGCUACCCCCCCAGGUGACCGAGGACACCCGUCUGACCGCCCCGCCGCCACUCAUCCUUCCAGACUGAGCCGGGCUGCCAGCGCAGGACUAGUGAGUGAGACUGAAUGGUGAAGGACACUGUGGCAUCAAGGGGCCUCCGGCGUGAGCCAAGGCAGCCGGCGAGCGUGGAGCAGGAGAAGCUGAAGAAGAGCAACACGCCCCGCACAGACCCGCUUCAGUCUCUGCUGCUGCGCCGUCCCUCGCCGCCACAGACAAUCCUGCCAAUGAGGGACGGGCGCCGCCACCGUGACGCUCCAGACGCUCCGGGCCCGUCCCCAACUUUUGGACUGGAAAUGCACUUAAGAAGCUGAAGAACUACACAGUGGUACGAUGUUACAACAAAGAACUCUUUAAAUGAGGAGCAAAUGCACAGGAAUAAGGAAAUGUUUUAUUUCAAAAAUUUAAAAAAAAUGAAAGAAUUUAAAAAAGGUGCUUCUGCCUUGUAUUGUACAUAAUAUGAAGACUUAAAAAAGAAUUUUGUAUGUUUUUAUGACUUCAAUCAUUGUUCUUUAAGAAGAAAAAAAAAGCCUGCCAUUUUUAUAUGUUUUUGCUUUCGGGUUGGAAGAGAAAUCCUGGCUUCAUGUGUUCGUACUGCUGCUGGCCAGAACAGCUGGAGAUGAGACACUGAAGAGUCCGGUGGAGGCGCUCUUCAUCCUGCAGCUCAUACCCAGCCAUCAUCAUCAUCAUCAUCAUCAUCAUCAUCAUCAUCAUCCUCGCCCAUCGAGGAUCGUUUCAAAACAGUUGGCUUGCAAUUUUUUUUAACUUUUAUUUUUUAACACUUGACAUUUUUAUUUUCCACUUUGUUUACUUGACUGUUUUAUACAGACAUGAAGAGUCUUUCAAUGCAGCUUUUUUUUUUUUGUAACCGCCGAAACAUCUCGUCCUUCAUCCAACAUCGCCCCGCAUCCGUCAGCAGUCAUCAUCGUGCCAAAAUGAAACACAAACUGUAGCGUUUUUUUUUUUGUUUUUUUUUUUAGGCCCAGUGAGCCAAAAAGCAUGACACCGUUCAAGGCCAUCUCUGAACAAACACCUGACCUAUUGGCGUCCGCUCAUUCGAAACAUCACUUGUUGCCAAAAUGUCAAAGAGUCGUGCAGGACUGAAAGGCAUCUUUCUGUGCCUCGAUCGUAAAAGCUCUGAGGCGGAAGCUGCUCCUCGCGCGCGAAAACAAGUGCCUCAAUUGUCUUUUUGGAGCAUGUUCACGCCCCCCACCAAACCACAGAAUUCAGCUCCGAGUCCCAGUGACUCUAAAUCAACUGCUCUAAAUGAAGGAUGUUCGUGCUGAGAGCGCACCCUGCUGGUCAGACGAGAGCUGCCAACAAGCCCCCGUGUCUCCACCCCGCACACGCCUGCGAUAGCCUCAGUGGAUGAUGUUUAGAUGCUGUGAAUCCUGUUUUUUAUGUACUUGUUUGAAUUCAUUGUAAUGUAAUAUAUUCUUUGUUGAAUGUAGUAAUUAGGUAUUUAUGAAUAUAUGGCUGUGAUUUCAGACAA